AUGGAUCUCGACUCUCUCAAUCAAACCAACCACCUCACACCUUACUCGCCCACCGACAAGAAAGAUCAGCGUCCAUCCUCACCAACACAGUCGCGCGCUCCGCCUGCACCUUUCGUACCUCCCACUACCAUGACCGAUGGGGUCCCUCCCUCUACUUCUACCUCUACUACUGCCAUGACCUCCAAUCCCACCGAUCCGCUGGCCUCAACAGUGACCUCUCCUUCUGCUACUGGUCCCCGCCUCAACCCCCGAAGCUGCAUCACUUGUCGUCGUCGCAAGGUUCGCUGCAGUAAGGCAAACCCCUGCGCCAACUGCGACCGCGCAGGCAUUGAGUGUAUUUUCCCAGGCCCAGGCCGCGCUCCCCGCAAACCUCGAAAACCGCCUGAUGCAGAGCUGCUGGCCAGACUGAGGAAAUUGGAAGGGGUGGUGCACAGCCUGGGUGCGCAAGUGGACUCAGAUGGUCCCGCAGUCAAUACGAGUGUGAAAUGGGAUAGAAACACCAGUGGUUCGCCGCUGUUUGGCCAGGUGGGAACGGGCGCAGACACCAGACCGCACCAGAUCGACUCCCCGUUGUCAGAUCGGUCAGCAACCGCCACAGGUGACGGAGGCAAGAGAUCAUCGCUAGGCGAGAAACAGGUGGGGAGACUGGUGGUCAGCGACGACCGCAGUCGCUAUGUGACAAAUGCCUUCUGGACUGCCAUGAGUGACGAAAUUGCAGAGAUGCGGGACCUCUUGGAUGGCUCAGAAACCGAGGACGAAGACGAGACCAUAGUGCCCGAGUCGGAGCGCCAUUCCCAGUCCAGCCACCAAGCCUUUAUCUUCGGCUAUUCGUCCACCAUGGUCGACCUGAGGAGUUUACAUCCCACUCCCAGCCAGACUUUUAUCCUGUGGGAGAUCUUCAAGGAGAAUGUUGACCCCGUUGUUCGUGUCCUGCACCGGCCCACGGCCAGGACCAUCCUCAUGAAUGCCGUGAGCAACCUGGAUCGAUUGUCGAAACAAGCCGAGGCCCUACUCUUCUCCAUGUAUUUGGGGGCCGUUGUUAGCUGCACCCCGAAACAAUGUCAGGAACUCCUCGACGAUGACCAGCAGUCACUGAUCAAGAGAUAUCGCUUUGCCACCGAGCAGGCCCUGGCCCGUGCCGAUCUAUUGAACAGCAACAGUCUCAUGUGCAUGCAGGCCUUUUGCCUCUUUCUCGUCUUUGUCCGGCAUUGCGACGACUCUCGCGUCGUGUGGUCCUUGGUGGGGUUGGCCAUACACCUUGCCCAAGCUUUGGGAAUUCACCGGGAUGGUCCCAAGUUCGGCUUGAACCCUUUCGACACCGAAAUGAGACGGCGACUAUGGUGGCAGUUGACCGUCCUGGACAAUCGAUCCGCCGAAGAUCAAGGCACAGAUCCCACCUUUAUGGAGCAAUGUCAUGACACAAAGAUUCCUCUCAACAUUGACGAUGAAGAUAUCUGGCCGGGGAUGCAGGAUCCCCCCCAAGAGCACAUGACUGCCACAGAGAUGACCUUCUGUCUGGUCCGGUACGAACUGAAUAGCCUUUCCAGGCGGCUGAACUACUCCCGGCCUGGCUAUGGUCACGUUCGAGGCAUGCCGGAGAUGUCCUUGGACGACCAGAAGAGGUUGAUUGACGAGACCCAGCAAAGACUCGAAGACAGGUAUUUGCGCCACUGCAAUCUAGAUCGCCCUAUCCACUGGGUUACUGUUACCGUCACCAGGUUGAUUCUGGCCAAGCUCCGCUUAAUGGUCGAUCAUUUUCAUACCUCAGGGACUGAUUCUCCACAGAACACACUGCCCGAGAUCCGUGAGCAAGUCUUUGUCACCUCUGUCGAAAUGAUUGAAUCGAUCCACACCCUUGAGAGUACCGCGCUUACGGCCAGAUGGAGCUGGCUGUUCAGGACACACAUGCAAUGGCAAUCAGUUGCAUUCGUCCUGUCUGAACUAUGCGUCCAACCCCAGGGACCUCAUGUUGAGCGUGCAUGGAAAGCCAUCGAGUCGGUUUACGAUGAGGAGCUCGGGAAAGCGACCCAUCAAAAGGGCAUGCUGUGGAAGCCACUCCGCCACUUGAUGUCCCGAGCCAAGAUGAUGCGGGCAAAACAACAGCCUAUGCCCAAACCAGGCUCGCAAGACGCAUUGGGCCAGGACAUGAUUUUUCCUCACAUGUCCUCUUCGACACCGAUGCAACACUUUAUGCGCCAGUAUCCCAAUAACAUUUUGUCCAGCGCCAUGGAAGCAUUCGGUAUGGAUCUGGACGAAGCUGGGCCACCCUCCAACCCAGUCCCAGUCUCCAAGACCUCAUCGUCAGUCCGUCGACCGUACAUCGAAGGCGCAUCAAUGACACCUGGGACAAGCGUGGAUGACAGUCUAGCGUCUCUGGACCCCACAUCCAUAGACGAGAUCUACCCACGUGAUAAAAUGGUCACGUCCAACAUCAACCUGGCACCGAGUAAUGCCAUGUUCGAUUUUGGCUGGACACCAACGCUGGUCGACGGUGUCGAUGUCCGGGAACCUUAUCAGCGAUAUCUCAUGAACGCAGCAGAGGAGUGGUUCUGA
Messenger RNA from Exophiala mesophila, 2553 nucleotides. RefSeq lists its product as uncharacterized. The transcript has a single exon. Lineage: Eukaryota; Fungi; Ascomycota; Eurotiomycetes; Chaetothyriales; Herpotrichiellaceae. The coding region runs from base 1 to 2553 and encodes 850 amino acids. Gene Ontology annotation, molecular function: DNA-binding transcription factor activity, RNA polymerase II-specific; DNA binding; zinc ion binding. The record is from RefSeq and is a predicted model, not a curated record. Gene Ontology annotation, biological process: regulation of DNA-templated transcription; DNA-templated transcription.